Cladocopium goreaui is the source of this 1637-nucleotide messenger RNA. The record is from the annotation of a GenBank genome assembly. NCBI's taxonomy places the organism in Eukaryota, Dinophyceae, Suessiales, Symbiodiniaceae.
UCUGGAUCCUUUCAAUCGCAGAAGCCCUUCAAAACGCGAUGGCGCGUCAAAGGCUAGUGUCCGGUGUGGUUCUCGGCUUGGUGGGUGCAACAUGCAUCAUGUCCUUGGGGACGCUCUUCGUGGGACCGCGCCCAGCAGGUUCUAGCUCCAAGGUGAUUCGAUACAACGUGGGGCUCCAUCCCUCGCAAAUGUUUCCGGGGGGUGCUGCCACAGCUACUGCCCCACCUCCCACACCAAUGAACAAUGCUGCGGGUAGAAAGCCCCGUAUGCCACCGAUCCCUAUGCCUUUCGGUGACGUCUCUGUUGACAUGACGAUGAUGCGUUUUAGCCACUUCGUGCCGAGGCUUUAUAACUUCUGCCGUGGUUUGGGCAUGACAAAAGGACGGAUCAUGCCCUCCAUUGGCUUCUGUGCGGAUGAGAACCAAGGCUUUCCGAUCAUUACCAUCACCAAGCAUUUCGGUGCUUACCCCUUCACCCACGGCUACAUAGGUGGGAUCAUGGCUCUGGAUCGUCAUGGCCCACACUCACAUCACGGAGAUGAUUUCGUGAUUAUUCAUGCACCUCAUGUCGGAUAUGACCCAGACAGCGAAAAGUAUGGCAUCUAUCGCCGCAGACAAAUGGCUGAUCCCCAUCACUCCAUGUCCACCUGCUGCGGAAAGGUGGCUGGUACUUUGGCACCUUACGUCGAUGCGUAUGAGAAAGCCCUCGGUAGGAUCAGCGUGCGCGAAGCAAAAGAUGGCGUGGUCUUGCUGAACAUCGGCAACUCGCUGCUUAACGAAGAAGAGGAUGACCUGGGUAUUGCCCUGAACUUCGAUCGUCUCCUGGAACCUGAAGCUUUGGAGAACCCUUUGCUGCUGCAGAGUACCUCUGUGGUCUACAUCGCUUCUAAGGAAUUCACGGACUUGUACCGGUCAAUCAAGACGCAGCCCUCGAAUGCGUCUCCCGGCGGCCAGGGCAGCCAGGUGCUGGGCGACCUGGACGCCAGCGGCGUAGCCUGGCGAUCUUUGAAGGAUCCAAGCCUCAAGCAGUUGCUGAACAAGGACUUCUUCUCCUUCAAGAAGACCGCGGACGAUCUGCCCGGUGAGGCCAACCGCUUUGAGAGAACUCUGGUGCCCCAUAUGCCCUUCAUUCUCACACAUCCCGCGGCUCCAGAGUUCACGGCUGCUUUGAUUAUUAUGCAAGCGGAGUUUGAUCGUGGUGUGCAUUCCAUCGUGACCUCCGAUGCUUACAAGAAUCGCAACUGCAUGCUGAUCUCUGGUCUCAACAUCGACGUUGCUCCCCCGGGCAAUGACUUGGAGGCGUUCCCGCAGACGAUGUUCUUGCCUUGGGCGGCCUAUGUGCAGCUGGAAGAUGGCUCCCAACGAGUUAUCGAGCAAGAUGCUCUGGUGUCGCUGUUACACAAGCAGCCACUGGAGAACAAGGACGCCCUCGAUGUGGAACGGGGCUUCGCUGCACUCUCUACCCAUCAGAUGAAGAGGAUUGUCUUCCACAACACUCGUGAUGACAAGAUGGAUGAAGUGCGGGUGGUCUGAGGGCGACCGGAUGUCAGCGGCGGAUCCAGGAGCGACACAUGGGCCUCCGGUGAAUCGAGCCAUGGUAAAACAUGGUAAAACCAUGGUAAAACCAAUAGAUACACA